AUGCUACGCUCCCUAAGCGUCGACGACGAUUACUUCGAGCGCCGGGCACUACGUGCUACAUGCAUCCAGCGAACUCCGCUCGAUGACUUCCACCCCCAGGCCAGCGAGAUCGUGCCAGGUCUAUUCAUCAGCGACAUGUACACCGCAACCUCUCCCGCCACGAUCCGCGGUCUUGGCAUCACCCACGUCGCCUCUGUGGUGAAGCGUGGCUGCCCACGCUUCCCUACCGGCAUGGACCAUAUCUGCAUUCCUAUCGACGACACGCACGACGCACACCUCAUCGAGUAUCUCGACUUCACCAUUCGAUGGAUCCGACGCGCCUUCGACCGGAGAGGACAAGUGAUGAUCCACUGCAUCUGGGGGAUGAGCCGCAGCGCCAGUGUCGCAAUAGCCUACCUCAUGGCGUCCAAGGGGUGGUCGCUGGAAGAUGCACUUCGGCACACGGUGUCGAGGCGGCAAGUGGUGAGGCCGAAUAGCGGCUUCAUGCGGCAGCUGAAGACGUAUGAGCAUAUCUUGAAAGAGAGGGCGCGGAUAUGCGCGGAGCGCGAGCUCAAGUGGAGCAUGAAGCGUCUAGCUCUUAGUAGUGAUGCUCAUGCACUAUCACAAAGUGUUUGA
This is a messenger RNA of Postia placenta MAD-698-R-SB12, 615 nucleotides long. RefSeq lists its product as hypothetical. Bases 1 to 615 code for a protein of 204 amino acids. The record is from RefSeq and is a predicted model, not a curated record. Gene Ontology annotation, biological process: protein dephosphorylation. The transcript has a single exon. Gene Ontology annotation, molecular function: protein tyrosine/serine/threonine phosphatase activity. Lineage: Eukaryota; Fungi; Basidiomycota; Agaricomycetes; Polyporales; Adustoporiaceae.